CAGCCAAUGCUCUGACUUUUAUCAUUCAAAUGCACCAACAAGCAUCGGGUCAUAUCAGCCAAACAAUACGUCGAAUUAGUCUUCAAAUCCUGUACUUCGUGGCAAAUGGCAACGUCGUGCAUGUUGCACCACCAAGCCUUUGCAACUAUAAGUAGAAGAGGAGAGGAGAACAACAAUGGCGUCAACGAAGUAAUAACAAGCCAUGAUACCUCUCAUCCUCCUCCUCCUAUCCUCGACCCUUCUUGUUUCCUCCGCCACCGCCACCGCCACACCGCUCCAAUCCUUUAUCCAAUGCUUCACCAACAAGACCAAUUCCCCUAACCUCCUCUCCCUCCCCAACACCGCUUCCUACAGCUCCGCACUCCUCUCCUCCGUCCAAAACCAACGUUUUCUCAUCUCACCAAACUCCUUUAAGCCAUCUCUCAUUGUCUCUGCUGCCUCUCCAUCACAUGUCCAAGCCACCGUAACCUGCGCCCGCGUCGCUGACCUCCGUAUUCGCACACGCAGCGGCGGCCACGACUAUGAAGGCAUGUCUUACUCCGCCUUCACCGGCCCGAACACCACACCCUUCAUAAUCCUCGACAUCGCCGCUCUCCGUUCGAUAUCCAUCGAUGCAAGCUCAAAAACCGCUUGGGUUCAAGCCGGCGCAACGUUAGGCGAACUAUACUAUGCCAUCGCUAAAAACAACAAAAAUUUAGCCUUUCCCGCCGGCCUCUGCCCGACUAUCGGUGUAGGUGGUCACCUAAGCGGAGGAGGGAUCGGUACUUUGACGCGAAAGUACGGUGCCUCCGUUGACAACAUCGUCGACGCGUGGCUUGUCGAUGUAAAUGGUCGCCUCCUCGACAGGAAGGCUAUGGGGGAGGAUCUUUUUUGGGCUAUCCGUGGUGCUGGUUCAGCGGGAUACGGCGUCAUCGUCGCCUUCAAAGUCAACCUCGUAGACGUCCCAUCGGUGGUGACGGCUUUCAACGUUGGCAAGACGUUGAGGCAGAACGCCACCAAACUGGUGGCGCGGUGGCAGGAACUGGCGCACCAGUUUGAUGUCAAUCUCUUCAUCCGAGUAAUAGCUCAAGCCGGCAACGACACAGAUGGGAGUAAAACGAUUCAAGUUACAUUCAACUCAUAUUACCUUGGGCGGAAGGAGGAGUUGCUCCCCUUAGCGCAGCAGAGCUUUCCAGAGCUUGGUUUGAAGGCUACCGACUGCACUGAAAUGAGCUGGAUUGAGUCAGUUUUGUUCUUCUAUGGUGGCACAGGAAAGCCAUUGGAGACACUGUUAAAUAGAACUCCGGAGUUCAAUAGCUCUUUUAAGGCAAAAUCGGAUUUUGUCCAGCAACCAAUAACAGAGAAUGGGUUAGAGGAGAUUUGGAAUUUUCUGAUGGGUGCAAAGGAUGAGCCUUUGGUGCUUAUAUUUGAGCCUAUGGGUGGGAGAAUGAGCGAGAUAAAGGAGGACGCUGUUGCUUUUCCUCAUAGAGGUGGGAACAUUUAUAACGUGCAGUAUUUCAUGAGGUGGUUUGAGACGCAGGAAGGUGUGACAGAGAAGCAUUUGGAAUGGAUGAGGAAGAUGUAUGGGUUCAUGACGCCUUAUGUGUCGAGCAAACCGAGGGCAGCGUAUUAUAACUACAAGGAUAUUGAUCUGGGGAGGAAUGUGGAGGGGAACGGGACGAGUUACUUGGCAGCUAGGGUUUGGGGGACGAAGUAUUUUAAGGGGAAUUUUAGGAGGUUGGCAAAGGUGAAGGGAAUGGUGGAUCCAGCAAAUUUCUUCUGGAACGAACAGAGUAUUCCUGUACUUUAG
Molecule: messenger RNA, 1789 nt
Organism: Dendrobium catenatum
Lineage: Eukaryota; Viridiplantae; Streptophyta; Magnoliopsida; Asparagales; Orchidaceae
Product: berberine bridge enzyme-like 22
Exons: 1
Coding region: 203-1789 (528 amino acids)
Molecular function (GO): FAD binding; oxidoreductase activity
Source: RefSeq, a predicted model, not a curated record